CUUGUUUCUGCUGUAUUUGCCUUGUGUAACCUAAGUGGUACAAUAACUUUGCAGACCCUUAUCGUUCAUACCUGGUUUUUGGCAACAUGAUGGCAAGGUGUGUUUUGCAGCUCCGUUCUGUGCUGCAUGGACUUGCCUUUGAACAGACAUGGCUUAGACCACAGGCAUGUAUCAGACCGCAGAAAAUACAGCUUCUUUCUUGUCCACAGUUUGGAAGUCUUCAUUGUAAUCAAAGACUUUAUUGCAGCUCUUCAAACAACAGAUUUUCUGAUGACAAAGUAACAAUAAAUUUUAUAAACCGAGAUGGUGAACUGAUAACAGCCACUGCAAAGGAGGGACAGAGCCUACUGGAUGUGGUGGUCAACCAGCAUGUGGAUAUUGAGGGUUUUGGUGCAUGUGAAGGAACGUUGGCCUGCUCCACCUGCCACCUCAUAUUCGAAAAGGACAUCUAUGAAAAGCUAGAUGCUGUCACGGAUGAUGAGUUGGAUAUGUUGGAUUUAGCUUAUGGUCUCACUGAUAUGUCCCGCCUAGGAUGUCAAGUGUGCGUCAAAAAGUGGAUGGAUGGAAUAACGGUCAAGGUUCCCCUGGAGGUCUCUGAUCUCAGGAAGACAGUAGAGACAGGGAAGCAAAGCAAACAAUAGGCUGCCUCACUAAUUACUGUCUCACUUAGGAAUUUUAAAAUGUCAUUUCAUUUCUUGAAUUGUUUUCAGAAAUUUAUAUAUAUAUAUAUAUAUAUGACACAGAAGGUGACUCCACUGCAAAAUGCACCCCAUCUUUUGAAGCUGGUUAAGUGUAAGUCCAUGCAUUAGUCCUUUAUUCUUAUAUUUCAUUUCUAGGAGUAUUUUAGUUUAAGAAUAUUUUAAUUUUACUUUACUACAUCUAGGCACACCAUAUGCUGCAUGAUAUUCUGUUUUAUCAGAUACAUAAAAUGUAACCAGAUUGUGUAUUUUUUCCAAAAAACAAAGAUUAACUCUUACUUUGCUGCAGGUAAUGACUUAUGCUGAUAGUGGAGGGUACAACAAAACACAUCUAACUCAUUUAACACAGCUACAGAAUGCCCUGUAGCAGCAGAACACAAAUCAACAUUCUGUGCAGGAAACAAUGCUAAAAGCUGAAUUUGCUCUGUAAAAACAGUAGAACAAUAUUUAGUGUAAAUAAGGCUUUUCCUGUUUCAGUUAGACAAAGACAGAUUAGAAAUUUCCUGUUUUGAUUUUUGAAAAAAUUAAAAUAUCUUUCUUUUAUUCUGAAAAAAAGAUAUAUUUCUGGGUUCAUGUAAUAGUAAACAUACUACUUGGUCUGCCCUAAACUCAGUAUACAAUUACUUAAAAUUAGCGUAAGGAAUUUCUGUAAAUUCAUUGUCUGAUGUAUUUUGUCUCAUCUCUUUGUUUUUGGAAAAGGCACAUGAUUACUGCUGUAUAAAUAUAUACACUGAAGUAUGAAAAAUGUCUGUUAGCAUUACAAAAACAACAAAACUUACAGAAAUGUGUUGAAAGGUUUCCUUAAAAACUCGUGUUUAUUCCUUUUUAGCCUUUGCUUUGAAGUAAAGACAGGUCAUUAGGAAAGGAACAGUGACAUUGUAUUGUCUGAUUAUUUUGGUACACAUUUGUGACAAAUAAAACCAUUUUUUAUUUGUUGUUGUGUUGCAGGAAAAAUAAACUGAUAAUAGAUUUCACAGUUAGAGAGUGUCAAACAUCAGCUGUACCAAUAAAUAAAUAAAUUUAAAAAAAAGUAAACUGAA
This is a messenger RNA of Protopterus annectens (West African lungfish), 1738 nucleotides long. Its product is annotated as adrenodoxin-like. Gene Ontology annotation, molecular function: 2 iron, 2 sulfur cluster binding. The transcript has 4 exons. Gene Ontology annotation, biological process: P450-containing electron transport chain; positive regulation of oxidoreductase activity. Lineage: Eukaryota; Metazoa; Chordata; Ceratodontiformes; Protopteridae. Bases 87 to 641 code for a protein of 184 amino acids. The record is from RefSeq and is a predicted model, not a curated record. Gene Ontology annotation, cellular component: mitochondrion.